Molecule: messenger RNA, 780 nt
Organism: Cuculus canorus (common cuckoo)
Lineage: Eukaryota; Metazoa; Chordata; Aves; Cuculiformes; Cuculidae
Product: dehydrogenase/reductase SDR family member 9-like
Exons: 5
Coding region: 1-780 (259 amino acids)
Source: RefSeq, a predicted model, not a curated record
AUGAUGGGGAGCAGCCAGGUGACAAAUGGGGUGGCCGGGGGAGUAUCCCAGGGUCACACCAAUAUCUGUGGCAUCACCACCACCAGCUGUACUCCCACAGCUUUCGGCUGGGACGAGUUACCCUGCAGACCUGCUUCUCUGGAGAGGCUUAUUCCUUACUGUCUCUGGGGACUUCUCAAUAAUGCUGGAAUUAUAGGGCCACCAGCUCCUACAGACUGGCUGGAUAUUGAGCAUUUCAGACAACCAAUUGAACUUAACUUAAUUGUACUCAUAAAUGUUACAAUAAAUAUGCUUCCCUUGAUAAAAAAAGCAAAGGGAAGGAUAAUAAAUGUAUCCAGUAUUGGAGGUUGCCUAGCAUUCAGUGGUAGAGGCUAUUUUCCUUCAAAGUUUGGGGUGGAAGGAUUUAAUUACAGCUUAAGGAGAGAUAUGAAAGCUUUUGGAGUUAAGGUUUGUUGUAUUCAACCUGGACUGUUCAAAACACCAUUAACCAAUCCAGCAAAGAUUAUGAAAGAGAAGGAGUUUAUUUGGAAUAUGCUCCUCUCUGACAUUAUAAAGCAAUAUGGAGAGGAGUAUUUUCAGAAAGAUGCAGAAAAGAAAGAAAAGCUGACCAAGAUCUGUCUUAACAAGGAUAUUUCACCAGUUGCUCAGUGCCUGGACCAUGCCCUAACAGGCCUCCACCCACGUGCCCAUUACGUUGUUUUGCAGGAUGCCAAGUUGCUUUGGAAUCCCCUCUCAAGAAUGCCAGCAGCGGAACAGGGUGCUCAGUUUGAGAAAGCUUGA